This is a messenger RNA of Rubroshorea leprosula, 3083 nucleotides long. The record is from the annotation of a GenBank genome assembly. Lineage: Eukaryota; Viridiplantae; Streptophyta; Magnoliopsida; Malvales; Dipterocarpaceae.
AAAGUCAAAGCGUUAAAUGGGUGGGGGUUGGGAUAUGAUAAACGUCGCCGGUACCUUACCCUUUUUCGCCGGAUUUCAAAUGGAGUAGCGGUCUGUCUUGGCUGAGGGUUGAAGUCGGAGCACCUAUCUUUUUGGCUGGGACGAAAAGUAUCUACAUCCACCCUCACAGACACCACCUACUUUUUACUCUGUUAGAGUUGAAAUAAAACGAAGGAAGAGGAAAGUAAAAUGUGCUUUCUUUCCUUAUUUCUCUGUACAAGGGAUUAGUGAUCCAACAGGAAUCCAUCCAAUGAAACUGCACUGCCAGAAACAGGGCCAAGCAACACCAAUUGUAUCCUGAAUGAAACAAAGGUUUGGAAGGUUCUAGGUGACCCUCAAAGGCAUGAAGUUCAACUGCUGAAUGAGUACAAUUGACCUCAAGCCAGUAGGCAAUCUUAUUGAUGUCCCUUAAAAUGUGACUCUAUCAGCAAGACCAGUCCUUCACUAUUAGCUAUUGCAGUGCAAGUACCAGCCUCCUUUUAGGAUCAUAAGAGGCAGGUUACAAGUAAAAGAAUGAUGUCUGAAGAGGCUAACCAGAUGCUGGUGGUUUAUGAUGAUCCUUCAGAUCAGAGAUCUUUGUCCUUGGAUGAAAACAGUAGCACAGAGGAAUCAGCAGAAGAAACUAGACUUUCCCUAGAAACAAGUAAUGAUACAGUUCCAUAUAUUGGGCAGAGAUUUCCUACUCAUGAUGCAGCAUAUGAAUUCUAUAGUGAAUUUGCAAAAAAAUGUGGCUUUUCAAUCCGCCGCCAUCGAACAGAAGGAAAAGAUGGGGUUGGCAAAGGCCUAACGAGACGUUAUUUUGUUUGUCACCGAGCUGGAAACACACCAGUGAAAACCUCAAAUGAAAGUAAACCGCAAAGAAAUAGAAAAUCUUCUCGGUGUGGAUGUCAAGCAUACAUGCGAAUAAGCAAAGUCACUGAAUUAGGAGCAGCAGAAUGGCGUGUCACAGGUUUUGUAAACCACCACAAUCAUGAACUUUUAGAGCCAAAUCAAGUUAGGUUCCUUCCUGCAUACCGAACCAUAUCUGAUACAGACAAGAGCCGAAUCAUUAUGUUUGCCAAAACAGGAAUUUCUGUGCAGCAAAUGAUGAGGCUCAUGGAACUUGAGAAGUGUGUUGAGCCAGGAUAUCUUCCAUUCACUGAGAAGGAUGUGAGGAAUUUGCUUCAGUCUUUCAGGAAACUGGAUCAAGAAGAUGAAAGCAUAGAUUUAUUAAGGAUGUGCAGGAACAUUAAGGAGAAAGAUCCAGACUUCAAAUUUGAGUGUACAAUUGAUUCCAACAACAGGUUAGAGAACAUUGCCUGGUCAUAUGCAUCAUCGGUCCAGUCGUAUGAGAUCUUUGGUGAUGCAGUGGUAUUUGACACAACUCACCGUCUGACUGCAUUUGACAUGCCCCUUGGUAUAUGGGUUGGAAUGAAUAAUUAUGGUAUGCCUUGCUUUUUUGGCUGUGUGCUUUUGCGAGAAGAAAAUUUGAGGUCGUUGUCCUGGGCAUUAAAGGUGUUCUUAGGCUUUAUGAAUGGGAAGGCACCACAGACAAUAUUAACUGACCAAAAUAUGUAUCUUAAAGAUGCAAUAGCCAUGGAAAUGCCAACGACUAAACAUGCUCUUUGCAUAUGGAUGAUUGUUGCAAAAUUUCCAUCUUGGUUUAAUGCUGUUUUGGGGGAACGUUACAAUGAGUGGAAGACUGAGUUCUAUCGACUCUAUAAUCUGGAGUCAAUUGAUGAUUUUGAACUAGGGUGGACAGAUAUGGUCAGCACUUUUGGGCUGCAUACUAACAGGCAUAUUGCUAAUUUGUUUGCAUUACGAUCAUUGUGGGCUUUGCCAUACUUGAGAAGCCAUUUCUUUGCGGGAAUGAUUACAACUGGCCACUCAAAGGCAAUUAAUGCUUUCAUUCAAAGGUUUCUAAGUGCACAGACUCGGCUUGCACACUUUGUGGAACAAGUGGCUGUUGCUGUAGAUUUUAAAGAUCAAGCUGCAGAACAACAGACAAUGCAGCAGAAUCUUCAAAACAUUUCCCUGAAGACUGGGGCCCCAAUGGAAUCACAUGCUGCCUCUGUCCUCACACCAUUUGCCUUCUCUAGGCUACAAGAACAACUUGUUUUGGCCGCACACUAUGCAUCCUUUCAGAUGGAAGAUGGCUUUCUUGUGAGACAUCACACAAAACUUGAGGGAGGUCGUAAAGUGUAUUGGGCUCCUCGGGAAGGCGUCAUAAGUUGUAGCUGCCAUCAGUUUGAAUUUUCUGGUAUUCUCUGUCGGCAUGCCCUUCGAGUUCUCUCAACAGCAAAUUGCUUUCAGAUCCCAGACAGAUAUCUUCCUCUUCGCUGGCGACGGAUCAGCACAUCUCCUGCAAAACUUUUACAGAGUUCUCCAAGUGAUCUUUCUGGAAGAAUUCAGUUGUUGCAAGGCUUGGUAUCAACUCUCGUAUCAGAAUCUGCUAAAUCAAAGGAGAGGUUGGAUAUUGCCACUGAGCAAGUCUCUAUUCUAAUAUCUCGCAUCAGAGAGCAACCUGUAUCAUCGCAAGGGUUGCGAGAUAUUUCUCCUAUUCUUGGGAAUCUUUGACUUCUGAUACCCUAAACGGUUAGUGCAAUCUACAUUCUGAACCCUCCUUGAAAAGGGAAGGAAAAUUAUGGAAAUAUGAUAGAAGGAAAGUCGGGUCAUGGGUGGAUUUUUGAAAUACAUCACGACAAAGUUACAGUGGUUCAGGCUGCCUUCCAAGCUGAUUUUUGUAGUUCUCAAGCAAUCAAAAUAUAGAAAUUUCAAAUUUCAAAUUCCAGGCAGUGUUUUAAUCACCUGCUUUUAGGCAUGUACAAGUAUAUAUAUAGAAAAUAACUUGUGCUAUAUGGCUUUGAUCUAAUUCUCUUUGGAAAAUGAUUAGUAUGCUCAUUUUGCUUUUCCUUUGGCUCAUGGAAUGUGAACUAUUUACCUUUGCUGUAUUAGGGUUUUGUAAAUGGAAUGCAAAAGAAAUGUACCCCUAUACACAAUACAGUUUGCUCCGAUUUUCACGAGGUGUGUUGGUUAUGAGAUGGAAAGAAAGGACUCCUUUCCUU